AUGGAGUUAUCAUGGGGAAGAGAUAAUAUGAGUGUGUUGAAACAUCAAGAAACACAUAUAGGGGGAAAAGUCUAUAAAAUUAAUCAGUGUGCUACUGCAUUUUGCAAGAAGCCAAAGCUUCCUGCAUAUCAGAAAACAGAUAUAAGAGAAAAACUCAAUGAGUAUAGUGAAUGUGGGAAAACCUUCAGCCAUAAAUCAUCUCUCAUCCUACAUCAGAGGAUACACAGAGGGGAGAAACCCUAUGAAUGCACCAAAUGUGGGAAAACCUUUGGGUAUAGGUCAGGCCUCACAGUACAUCAGAGAACACACACAGGGGAGAAACCCUAUGAAUGUAAUGAAUGUGGCAAAAAUUUCUGUGAGAAGUCAAAUCUCCGUGUACAUCAGCAAACACACACAGGGCAGAAACCCUAUGAGUGUAAUGAAUGUCAGAAAACCUUCAGUGAUAGGUCAGCUCUCACAGUACAUAGGAGAAUACAUACUGGGGAGAAACCCUAUGAAUGUAAGGAAUGUGGGAAAACUUUCUCCCAGAAGCCAAACUUCAUUAAUCAUCAGAGGACUCACACAGGAGAGAAACCCUAUGGACGUCACAAAUGUGGAAAAUCCUUCUCUGUGAAGUCGAAACUGAGGGAGCAUCAGAAAACACACACAGGGGAGAAGUCUUAUAAAUGUAAUGAGUGUGGGAAAACUUUCUACCAUAAGUCAUCCCUCACAGUACAUCAGAGCACCCACACAGGGGAGAAACCCUAUGAAUGUAACCAAUGUGGGAAAACCUUCUAUCAGAGUCAUUCCUCAUAA
Messenger RNA from Balaenoptera acutorostrata (minke whale), 795 nucleotides. RefSeq names its product gastrula zinc finger protein XlCGF7.1-like. The record is from RefSeq and is a predicted model, not a curated record. Gene Ontology annotation, biological process: negative regulation of transcription by RNA polymerase II. NCBI's taxonomy places the organism in Eukaryota, Metazoa, Chordata, Mammalia, Artiodactyla, Balaenopteridae. Gene Ontology annotation, molecular function: DNA-binding transcription repressor activity, RNA polymerase II-specific. The transcript is spliced from 2 exons. The coding region runs from base 1 to 795 and encodes 264 amino acids.